Acaulospora morrowiae is the source of this 1279-nucleotide messenger RNA. The record is from the annotation of a GenBank genome assembly. Lineage: Eukaryota; Fungi; Glomeromycota; Glomeromycetes; Diversisporales; Acaulosporaceae.
CAACGAAAACGAAGAAGAUUAUGCGAUACCGGUGAAUAGGCAAAAAAUAAGAGAAUCGCGAUAUGCAGCUUUUUCGAAUAAAAAUAAAAACGGUAGCAAGAAUAAGAGAAGAAAUUCGAUUCACACAACAUCAUCAAUCAGCAGCAACAAUAGUAUCAAUGUAUUCUCGGUUGCUCAUUCUACGAUUGAUAAUGACUAUCAAGUGGAUACAAACAUUACGAAUUAUAGUACAAGUGAAGAGGACGGAAAGAAUUAUCAACUUCACGGUAACCAUGGCGAUGUGGUAAUAGUGGACGAGAAGUCGGAAUCAGAAAAUAAAGAAUACUGGAUAAAUAGGAUCACGAAGAUGGUGGAAGACGAUGAUCCACGAAAAACAUUUACUUUGGAAUCCGUCAGUUCUGGUGGUAACGGAAAGGUCUACAAGGCAACCAAUAAGAUCAACCAACAAACCUUAGCCAUAAAAGCCAUCUCGUUAUCCACCUCGAAAAUGCCAAACAUUACCUACGCCGAGGUGAUGUGCACCAGAAUCAUGAAACACCCGAAUAUUAUUGUGAACCAUAAACAGUGUAUAACGAACAAUAAUUGUGAUGUUAGAUAUGAAGGAGAGCACAAACGCGGCGUUCAUCAAUCUAAUGGUGAAUUACACGAGAAUAACAACAACAGAAGCACAACAAAUAGUAGUAUAAUAUGCGGUAACAAUACACUAUAUUUGAUAAUGGAAUUCUGUAGUGCUGGUUCACUAUGGGACGUAAGAAAUCGAAAGAAAAACAAGAGAUUUAGCGAAUUAGAAGUAGGGUAUAUAAUGCGAGAAGUACUGCGAGGUUUGGAAUAUGUACAUGGCAUGGGUAUAAUACACAGGGACAUAAAGGCUCAAAAUAUCUUGAUUGGAAAUGAUGGGCUGAUUAAGAUUGCCGAUUUUGGAUCGGCGUCAUUGCACUCAAAGGCUUCCUUGAAACUGGGAACAUUAUAUUGGAUGGCACCAGAAGUAUUGCGAGACAAUCAGGUGUAUGAUUGCAAAGUGGACAUUUGGUCAUUGGGUAUAAUGGCCAUCGAGUUGUUUGACGGGAGACCACCGUGGUAUCCCAUGGGGCAACGAAGGGUCGUAGAAUUGAUAAGGACUGUGGGUACACCUCCGUUACCGUCAGGUAUAUCCGAGGAUUUUGAAUCAUUUUUGAGAGAUUGCCUGAAGGUGAACCCGAGGGAACGACCUGAUGCCAGAGAAUUAAUGUUACAUCCAUUCUUAGCAUGUGCUGAAAUUAAUGGGAUUCACGUGGAGUAG